AUGGCCCGCAGCCACUCGAUUUCGCCUUUAAAUAUUUUCCUCCUCCUCUUCCUCAUCCUCCGACUUCUCGUCUCGUUUUCCCAACCCCUUUCAACCCGGUGCUCGGGCAAAAACACAAAUAAACCCUACAUGACUAACGUAAAAUAUAUCUUGACCAAACUAAACAAAACGGGCCAAGGGUACCUACCGUGUGGUCGAGAUUCCAACCAGGCCUACGGGCUUUUCCUCUGCAAAGCCAAACUCCCAACCCAAUUCUGCCGGUUUUGCCUUGGGAUGGCCGCCAAAUACAUCGCGCCAUGUCGUCAAAGGCAGGCGAUCGUCUGGUACGAUGCGUGCUACCUUAAAAUCUGGGACACAAAUUUUUUCAAGAAAAUCGACACGAAUAACAACCUUUUCAUGUGUACGGGUAAGAGCAUGUCUCUCAAGUAUAUGAUGAUGCUGUCAAGGAUUUGUUUCGGAAGAUAA
Molecule: messenger RNA, 465 nt
Organism: Striga hermonthica
Lineage: Eukaryota; Viridiplantae; Streptophyta; Magnoliopsida; Lamiales; Orobanchaceae
Source: the annotation of a GenBank genome assembly